This is a messenger RNA of Daphnia magna, 836 nucleotides long. Its product is annotated as EKC/KEOPS complex subunit Tprkb-like. The record is from RefSeq and is a predicted model, not a curated record. The transcript has 3 exons. NCBI's taxonomy places the organism in Eukaryota, Metazoa, Arthropoda, Branchiopoda, Diplostraca, Daphniidae. Gene Ontology annotation, cellular component: EKC/KEOPS complex; cytosol; nucleus. Bases 106 to 612 code for a protein of 168 amino acids. Gene Ontology annotation, biological process: telomere maintenance via recombination; tRNA threonylcarbamoyladenosine modification.
CGCAUUUUAUCCUGGCCCUUUUUCUCUUCUUGGUUUGUGAAGUCAACUCUGUGUUGUUUCAAAGAACACAUUCAUCAAACAACUUGCUUGUUGACUAGUUAAAAAAUGUGGUCUUUUAAAGAAUGUGAACCAAAAUUGUUGCUUUUUAAAAAUGUCACAAAUGCUGGCGAAAUUCGAGAAAGAAUUAUGAAAGCUAGCUUACCUUGCGCUGCCAUUAACCCUCGAUAUGUACUUGAUACCUUUCAAGUAUUGGUGGCUACUCAAUUAGCUGUGAUGAGUCAACAGAAUCAAGCGCUACGAACACAUUCAGUGUUUUCUGAGAUUGUUUAUAACAUGUCUCCCACAAGAAAGAUCUCAGAUUCUUUAAAAACAUUUGGAAUGAAUGACAAGGAUACCACACUCCUCUGUGUGGUGCUGAACAAAGAAGAUAUGGUACUUGUAUGUUCUCAAGUUAAAGGGGAAUUGGCAAAUCCUGUAAAGAGUAAUUUUGGAAUGUGUGAUGAAGAGGAGCUAAGAAAAAUUUACAAAAUCAAAGAAGUAGAAAUGAAAACUGUAUCAUUGUCGGAUUCUAUUAUCAACAGAAUUUCCACUAAAGAGAUAGUUACAUUGUAGCCCAUAGUCAAAAACUAAAUAUUGAGUAGUGGAAUCAACUUUAUUCUUCAUUCAUAUUUGAUUGUACACUUCACAAUUUUCACUUCAUCAGUUGGCCUGUCAUCUUUAUCGGUUUCAACAAACCCAAUCCGUUUCACAACAGACAUGCCAGAGUAAAUCCUUCCAAAUAUGGAGUGCUUGCCAUCAAGCCAUUGUGUUGGGGCUAAAAUAAAUUCGAAAAUUUA